Phytophthora nicotianae INRA-310 is the source of this 237-nucleotide messenger RNA. RefSeq lists its product as hypothetical. The coding region runs from base 1 to 237 and encodes 78 amino acids. Lineage: Eukaryota; Oomycota; Peronosporomycetes; Peronosporales; Peronosporaceae. The record is from RefSeq and is a predicted model, not a curated record. The transcript has a single exon.
AUGGUGAAUACAGCGAGGCCGGCAGAGGUCUUGCGACGGGUGAAUCCAGCAGCACGUGCAUCUAUCAUCCCCGUGCUGCCCAGCACUUUGGGCCUGCCGCAAUCGCGCUCGCGGGCUGGGCGGGACGAGUGGUGGCAAGCUGCCCACGUACUUGAGGCGGAGACCAAGCACCGUGAACACGUCAGUGCGGUGAUGCGUCCCGCGUGGCAAACGGCUGAAGCGCAAGCACUGACUUGA